AUGCUCAAUGCAGAAGCUAAUACGUUGAAGACUUUUUGUAAAAUCGAUAUUCCACCAACUGCAAGGGUUCUUUUACUGAAUGAAAAUCAUUUAGAAAAAGUUGAUGUUUCAACAAAUGCCAAGGGAGAAGUCCUACAUUUAGAUGAGUUGGACCUAGGGAUGAACACUGAAUUGGCCAUGCAGAAUCUCAAACUUCCAGCCAUAGUGAGAUCUUGGAUCUCCAGGGCUGUGAAUUGA
This is a messenger RNA of Lodderomyces margitis, 237 nucleotides long. RefSeq lists its product as uncharacterized. The transcript has a single exon. Bases 1 to 237 code for a protein of 78 amino acids. NCBI's taxonomy places the organism in Eukaryota, Fungi, Ascomycota, Pichiomycetes, Serinales, Debaryomycetaceae. The record is from RefSeq and is a predicted model, not a curated record.